Molecule: messenger RNA, 2397 nt
Organism: Aspergillus puulaauensis
Lineage: Eukaryota; Fungi; Ascomycota; Eurotiomycetes; Eurotiales; Aspergillaceae
Product: pseudouridine-5'-phosphate glycosidase/carbohydrate kinase family protein
Exons: 7
Coding region: 1-2397 (798 amino acids)
Molecular function (GO): pseudouridylate synthase activity; kinase activity
Source: RefSeq, a predicted model, not a curated record
AUGUUUGCACUUAGGGCUUCGUACAGCCGGCACUUCUGCAGGGCAUCCCGUUUGGGAGCAGCCACUGGCAUCGCUCGCGCUACACGACAAAACCAUAGUUUCGCCCAGAGCAAAUUCUUUCAGGUUUCCGAGGAGGUUCGAGAUGCGGUCGCUACGGGGAAGCCAGUGGUGGCUUUAGAAUCCACCAUUUACACACAUGGCUUCCCAUAUCCGGAAAGUGUAGCGCUUGCAUCGCUACUAGAAACUGUUGUUCGCGCCAAUGGCGGUGUUCCUGCGACAAUUGGUGUCCUGAAUGGCGUGGCUCGAGUCGGCCUCCUCGCCGAUGAGCUCAUCGAGUUAGCAUCAACAGCAGAGAAGAAGAACGCCCUGAAAGUAUCCCGCCGGGAUCUUGGUUAUAUAUGCGGCCUGGGCAUGGCCGGAAAACCGCUUCAUGGAGGGACAACAGUAUCCGGUACUAUGGUCCUCGCGCAUCUAGCGGGUAUCCGGAUUUUUGGGACAGGCGGUCUCGGCGGCGUACAUCGCGGCGCGGAGUCAUCCAUGGAUAUAUCUGCCGAUUUGACCGAACUCGGUCGAACCCCGGUGGCAGUUGUCAGCUCCGGCUGUAAAAGUUUUCUUGAUAUUCCUCGGACACUAGAAUACCUUGAGACAGAGGGCGUCUGCGUCGGAACGUUUGCAGACGGUCGCCAGGGGUCCGUUGACAUCCCGGCGUUCUUUAGCCGCGACAGUGGGAUCCAAAGCCCAAAGGUUAUUGAAAAUGAGGCGGAGGCGGCCGCGAUUAUUCAUGCACAAUCAAAACUACCGGUUACGUCGGGGAUGCUUUUCGCUAACCCCGUCCCGACGGAGCAUUCAAUCCCCCAGAGUGAAAUCGACGCUGCUAUUGAUGAGGCCGUCCGUAUAGCGGAUCUUGAAGGCCAUCGUGGUAGCAACAACACGCCAUUCAUUCUAGCAAAAAUCAAGGAGCUUAGCGGCGGGAAGACAGUGGCAGCCAACCGGGCUCUAGUUGAGGCAAAUGUCAGGCGUGCAGCACGGGUUGCAGUGGAGCUCUCGAAAUUGGAACGUUCUACAGUGUCUAGCAAACAACAUAUACCAGCGAUUACACCCAUCGGUAUGGCUGACCAGGCUCCUUCUUCAGUGACUAAGUCAAAAUCCCGAUUAGAAGAUAAACCUGCGGCACCAGUAGAAAAGGUUGAUAUCCUGGUUGCUGGGUCUCUUGCGAUAGAUCUCGCAUGCGACUAUGUUCCUAAUUCAGGACGCGAGACCACACCCGCGUUGCGGACAUCCAAUCCUGCGGUCAUUGAGCAAAGCCUUGGCGGGGUGGGCCACAACGUUGCCUUUGCCUCGAGGUCUCUAGGCCCUUCCGUCAUGUUUUGCAGCGUUGUCGGUGAUGACUUGGGUGGCCGCGCCGCGAUAUCAUCCCUACGGCAAGAGGACCUUCCCACGAGUGGCGUGCAGGUGCUACCCACAUCAUCUGGGGCACGCACUGCGCAGUACAUCGCCGUGAACGAUACGAAAAAGGAUCUCCAUUUGGCCAUGGCCGAUAUGGGGAUUUUGCAACUCCCCGCGGGGAUACUGGACUUUGAAGGUUUCUGGGAACCGAUUGUUUCCAGUACCAAACCGCAGUGGGUAGUUGUCGACGCCAACUGGAGUCCAGAAUUGCUGUCCAAAUGGGUCACUACGGCCAACAGGAACGGUGCUCGAGUUGCUUUCGAGCCCGUCUCUGCUGCCAAGUCUCGGGCCCUUUUCAAGAAGAGCCCCGAGAUUGAAGCAGCCGUGGGGGAAUCUGCAUGCGUUCCAAACAACAGCGUGAACCUCGCCGCGCCAAAUGAGUUCGAACUCGCGGCGAUGUAUGGUACUGCCCGGGAGAAUGGCCUCUUUGACUCCUCCAACUGGUGGCAGAUCGUUGAUGCAAUGGGCAUGUCCUCGUCUGGGUCAAGAGAGCGGCUCGUCGCGAUGACAUCGGGUGCACUCGUCGAUGCAGGCAUACCGCAACAGAGCAUACAGCUUCUUCCGUUCCUUCCGUGCAUAAUUACAAAACUGGGGGCCAGAGGAACACUACUAACACAGAUGCUUAAGCCAGGAGAUCCACGUCUUACUGAUCCUGAGUACAGCCCUUAUAUUCUUUCUCGUGCUGCAUCUACGGAGAAACUUAUCGGCGGCGUGUACAUGCGAUUGUUUCCACCCGCUGCAGAAAUAGCAGAUGGGGCCAUUGUCAGCGUCAAUGGUGCAGGAGACACCCUACUUGGAGCUGUUAUCGCUGGACUUGCUUCCGGGCGCAAAAGAGUUGAAGAUGUGCUGCCCCUUGCGCAGGAGGCAAGUCUCUUGACUCUGAAAAGCCCGGGUGGUGUCAGCACAGAACUUGCACAGCUACAAUCAAGAUUCAAGGCUAUUACUCCAUAA